AUGAUUGAAUCAAUCAGGAUCUAUAUGAUGUCUAGACUUCAAAAGAACAGAGAUAAGAUGAUGAACCAUCGUCACAGAAUCUGUCCGAAAAUCUUAUUGAAGCUAGAGCAAAAUAAGGAUAAAGUUGCUGAAUGUAUUGCCACUAAAUCUGACCAAUUCCACUACCAGGUUGAGGAUAUCUAUCUUAGACUAUUCUCUGUUGAUCUUAAGGAGAAGACAUGUUCUUGUAGGAGAUGGGACUUAACAGGAAUACCUUGUAAUCAUGCUAUUGUAGCUAUAUGGGUUAAGAAGGAUGAGCCGGAAAUGUAUGUUCAUGAAUGCUACACAGUUGAGCAGUACAUGAAGAGUUAUAAUCCAUCUAUCUUGCCAAUUGUUAGCUUUGAGCAAUGGCCUAAGACAGGGAUAGAAUCACCACUGCCACCCAUAUACAAAACACAACCAGGUAGACCAACAAAACUAAGAAAGAGAGGGGUUGAUGAGACAACUCAAAAAGAAUCAGAUUAUAGAAAGCUUACCUUGUUAAAAGCAUCAAGAAAAGGCAAGAAAAAAAGUGCGGAUCAUGUGGAAGAUUAGGGCAUAAUAGCAGAAAAUGCCGUAUUCUUAUGGGAAGCAACCACUCUGAAGUUCAA
Messenger RNA from Lycium ferocissimum, 629 nucleotides. RefSeq lists its product as uncharacterized. The transcript has a single exon. Lineage: Eukaryota; Viridiplantae; Streptophyta; Magnoliopsida; Solanales; Solanaceae. The coding region runs from base 1 to 573 and encodes 190 amino acids. The record is from RefSeq and is a predicted model, not a curated record. Gene Ontology annotation, molecular function: zinc ion binding.